Molecule: messenger RNA, 4518 nt
Organism: Megalobrama amblycephala (Wuchang bream)
Lineage: Eukaryota; Metazoa; Chordata; Actinopteri; Cypriniformes; Xenocyprididae
Product: dentin sialophosphoprotein-like
Exons: 4
Coding region: 1-4518 (1505 amino acids)
Source: RefSeq, a predicted model, not a curated record
AUGACAAUAGUGCGGACUGAUGAAGAUGGAGCUGCUGAUGAUGGUAAAGUUGUUGAUGAAGAUAGUGGGACUGGUGAAGAUGGUGUUGAAGAUGAUGAUGAUGAUGACGAUAGUAGGACUGUUGAAAAUGGUUCUGAGGAUGGUGAAGAUGAUGUGGAUGGUGUAGAUGGUAGCAUUAAAGAUGAUGGUGAUGUUGGUGCUGAAGAUGGUGGGGAUGAUGAUGGAGGCUGUGAGUUUGCUGAUGAUGGUAAGGAUGAGGAAGAUGAUGUAGAAGUUGCUGAUACUGAAGGCUGUGCUUGGGUUGAUGAUAAUAAUGAUGACGAUAGUGGCACUAAUGAAGAUGGUGCUAUGGAUGAUGAAGAUGAUGAAGAUGGUGGAGAUGAUAGUAUUAAAGAUGUUGUUGAUAAUGAUGUUGUUAAUAGUGGUAGUGGGAGUGAUGAAGAUAGUCCUAAAGAUGGCGGUGAAGGCUGUGUGUUUUCUGAUGAUGGUAAGGAUGAGGAAGAUGAUGUAGAGGUUGCUGAUAGUGAGGGCUGUGCUGGUGGGGUUGAUGAUGUUAGUUUGACUGAUGAAGAUAGUGCUUUGAAUGGUGAAGUUGGUGGAGAUGAGGAUGAUGUUGAUGAUGAUAGAGAUGAUGAGGACAGUGUAAAUGAUAGCAUAGAAGAUAGUGUUGAUGAUGAUGUUGUUAAUGAUGGUGAUGAAGAUGGUGUUGAUAGAGAUAAUGAGGACAGUGUAAAUGAUGGUAUUGAAGAUGGUUUUGAUGAUAGAGAUGAUGGUGUAAAUGAUAGUAUUGAUGGCGAUGAUGUGGAAGAUAGUGGGACAGGUGAAGAUGGUGCUGAGAAUGGUGAAGAUGAUAACAGUGAUGUUAAUUUUGGUGAUAAAGAUGGUGAUGAUGAUGACAGUGGGACUGUCGAAAAUUGUUCUGAGAAUGGUGUAGAUGGUAGCGUUGAAGAUGUUGAUAAUGAUGAUGUUGGUGAAGAAGGCUGUGAGUUUGUUGAUGAUGGUAAGGACAAGGAAGAUGAUGUAGAGGUUACUGAUAGUACGGGCUGUGCUGCUGGGGUUGAUGAUACUGGGAAUGAUGAAAAUGAUAGUGUUGAUGAUGAUGAUGAUGAUGACGAUAGUGGGACUAAUGAAGAUGGUGCUAUGGAUGAUGAAGAUGAUGAAGAUGGUGGAGAUGAUAGUAUUGAAGAUGUUGAUGAUGAUGUCGUUAACUUUGGUGGUAAAUAUGAAGAUGAUGAUGGUGGUAAAGAAGAAGAAGAAAGUGUUGAUGAUGUUGACAAUAGUGGGACUGGUGAAGAUGGUCCUGAGGAUGGUGAAUAUGAUGAGGAUGGCAUGGAAGAUAGUAUUGAAGACAUUGUUGAUGAUGAUAACAAUGAUGUUCGUGAUGAAGAUGGUGUGGAUGGCGGUGAAGGCUGUGAGUUUGCAGAUGAUGGUAAGGAUGAGGAAGAAGAUGUGAAGGUUGCUGAUAGUGAGGGCUGUGCUGGUGGGGUUGAUGAUGAUGUUAUUGGGACUGAUGAAGAUGGUGCUAUGAAUGCCGAAGAUGAUGAAGAUGCUGGAGAUGAUAGUAUUGAAGAUGUUGAUGAUGAUGUUAAUGUUAGUGAUGAAGAUGGUAAAGAUGAUGGUGUAGAUAAUAGUGUUGAAGAAGAAGAUGAUGAUGAUGACUGUAUUGUGACUGAUGAAGAUGGUGCUGCUGAUGAUGUUGAAGAUGAUGAAGAUGGUGUUGAUAGUAUUGAAGAUGUUGUUGAUGAUAAUAAUGUUGAUGUUGGUGUUGAAGAAGAAGAUAAUGAUGACAAUAGUGGGACUGAUGAAGAUGGUCCUGAGGAUGGUGAAUAUGAUGAGGAGGGUGUGGAAGAUUGUAUUGAAGACGUUGUUGAUGAUGAUAAUGAUGUUAAUGUUGGUGAUGAAGAUAGGGAUGAUGAUGGAGGCUGUGAGUUUGCUGAUGAUGGUAAGGAUAAGGAAGAUGAUGAAGAGGUUGCUGAUAGUGAGGACUGUGCUACUGGGGUUGCUGUUGAUGUUAGUGGGACUGAUGAAUAUGGUGUUAUGAAUGAUGAGGAUGGUGGAGAUGAUAGUGUAGAAGAUGUUGUUGAUAACGAUGUUAAUGUUGGUGAUGAAGAUGGUGUAGAUGAUAGUGUUGAAGAAGACGAUGAUGACAAUAGUGCGACUGAUGAAGAUGGAGCUGCUGAUGAUGGUAAAGUUGUUGAUGAAGAUAGUGGGACUGGUGAAGAUGGUGUUGAAGAUGGUGAAGAUGAUAACGAUGAUGUUAAUUUUGGUGAUGAAAAUGGUGAAGAUAAUGAAGAUUGUGUGAAUGAUAGUGUUGAAGAUGAUGAUGAUGACGAUAGUAGGACUGUUGAAAAUGGUUCUGAGGAUGGUGAAGAUGAUGUGGAUGGUGUAGAUGGUAGCAUUAAAGAUGAUGGUGAUGUUGGUGCUGAAGAUGGUGGGGAUGAUGAUGGAGGCUGUGAGUUUCCUGAUGAUGGUAAGGAUGAGGAAGAUGAUAAAGAAGUUGCUGAUACUGAAGGCUGUGCUUGGGUUGAUGAUAAUAAUGAUGACGAUAGUGGCACUAAUGAAGAUGGUGCUAUGGAUGAUGAAGAUGAUGAAGAUGGUGGAGAUGAUAGUAUUAAAGAUGUUGUUGAUAAUGAUGUUGUUAAUAGUGGUAGUGGGAGUGAUGAAGAUAGUCCUAAAGAUGGCGGUGAAGGCUGUGUGUUUGCUGAUGAUGGUAAGGAUGAGGAAGAUGAUGUAGAGGUUGCUGAUAGUGAGGGCUGUGCUGGUGGGGUUGAUGAUGUUAGUUUGACUGAUGAAGAUAGUGCUUUGAAUGGUGAAGUUGGUGGAGAUGAGGAUGAUGUUGAUGAUGAUAGAGAUGAUGAGGACAGUGUAAAUGAUGGCAUAGAAGAUAGUGUUGAUGAUGAUGUUGUUAAUGAUGGUGAUGAAGAUGGUGUUGAUAGAGAUAAUGAGGACAGUGUAAAUGACGGUAUUGAAGAUGGUUUUGAUGAUAGAGAUGAUGGUGUAGAUGAUAGUAUUGAUGGCGAUGAUGUGGAAGAUAGUGGGACAGGUGAAGAUGGUGCUGAGAAUGGUGAAGAUGAUAACAGUGAUGUUAAUUUUGGUGAUAAAGAUGGUGAUGAUGAUGACAGUGGGACUGUCGAAAAUUGUUCUGAGAAUGGUGUAGAUGGUAGCGCUGAAGAUGUUGAUAAUGAUGAUGAUGUUGGUGAAGAAGGCUGUGAGUUUGCUGAUGAUGGUAAGGACAAGGAAGAUGAUGUAGAGGUUACUGAUAUUACGGGCUGUGCUGCUGGGGUUGAUGAUACUGGGAAUGAUGAAAAUGAUAGUGUUGAUGAUGAUGUUGAUGAUGACGAUAGUGGGACUAAUGAAAAUGGUGCUAUGGAUGAUGAAGAUGAUGAAGAUGGUGGAGAUGAUAGUAUUGAAGAUGUUGAUGAUGAUGUCGUUAACUUUGGUGGUGAAUAUGAAGAUGAUGGUGAAGUUGAUGGUGGUAAAGAAGAAGAAGAAAGUGUUGAUGAUGUUGACAAUAGUGGGACUGGUGAAGAUGGUCCUGAGGAUGGUGAAUAUGAUGAGGAUGGCAUGGAAGAUAGUAUUGAAGACAUUGUUGAUGAUGAUAACAAUGAUGUUCGUGAUGAAGAUGGUGUGGAUGGCGGUGAAGGCUGUGAGUUUGCUGAUGAUGGUAAGGAUGAGGAAGAAGAUGUGAAGGUUGCUGAUAGUGAGGGCUGUGCUGGUGGGGUUGAUGAUGAUGUUAUUGGGACUGAUGAAGAUGGUGCUAUGAAUGCUGAAGAUGAUGAAGAUGCUGGAGAUGAUAGUAUUGAAGAUGUUGUUGAUGAUGUUAAUGUUGGUGAUGAAGAUGGUAAAGAUGAUGGUGCAGAUAAUAGUGUUGAAGAAGAAGAUGAUGAUGACUGUAUUGUGACUGAUGAAGAUGGUGCUGCUGAUGAUGGUGAAGAUGAUGAAGAUGGUGUUGUUGAUAAUUUUGAGUUUGCUGUUGAUGGUAAGAAUGUGGAAGAUGAUGGAGAGGUUGCUGAUACUGAGGGCUGUGCUACUGGGGUUGAUGAUAGAGAUGAUGUAAAUUGUGAAACUGAUAAAGAUGGUGUUAAUAGUAUUGAAGAUGGUGAUGAUGAUGGUGAUGACAAUAGUGGGACUGAUGAAGAUGGUGCUGAAGAUGAUGAAGAUAGUGUGGAUGAUAAUACUGAAGAAGACAAUGAAGACAAUAGUGGGACUGAUGGGGAUUGUGCUGAGGAUGGUGAAGAUGAUGAAGAUGAAGAAGGUGGGAAUGGUGAUAAAGGCUGUGAGUUUGCUGAUGAUGGUAAUGAUGGUGAUGAUGUAGAGGUUGAGGAUACUGAGGCCUGUGCUGGUGGUGUUGAUGAUUGUGGGACAGAUAAAGAUGGCAGUGAGGAUGGUGAAGAUGAUGAUAGUAUUAAAGGUGAUGAUGAUGAUGAGGAUGGUGUAGAUGAUCUUAUUGAAGAUGGUGUUGAUAAUGAUGUUAAUGAUGGUGAUGAAGUUGGUGUUGAUGAUAAUAGAGAUGAGUAG